Molecule: messenger RNA, 765 nt
Organism: Sinocyclocheilus anshuiensis
Lineage: Eukaryota; Metazoa; Chordata; Actinopteri; Cypriniformes; Cyprinidae
Product: protein S100-B-like
Exons: 3
Coding region: 144-464 (106 amino acids)
Cellular component (GO): perinuclear region of cytoplasm
Molecular function (GO): transition metal ion binding; calcium ion binding; calcium-dependent protein binding
Source: RefSeq, a predicted model, not a curated record
GUGCUACAGAUCCUUCAUAGCACAAGAAUGAAUCAUUCCUGCCGUUGUGUGCGCUGUGGAGUAUAAGUGCUUUAAAAGCAGCAGACGAUUUACUCCAACAAAACAUCUGCACAACUUCUCUGGGAACACAACAACCUCAAGACAUGUCUAAGCUGGAGAAAGCCAUUGUGGCCAUAGUGGAGGUGUUUGAGGAGUAUGCAGGGACAGAUGAGCAGAAAACCCAGCUCAGUAAUGCUGAACUUGGACAGCUCAUUAAAGCCCAAAUUACCAGUCCUGAAUUUAAGGAUAAAGUGGAUCCAGAUAAUAUUAAGGAGGUAAUGGAAGAGCUGGAUAAGAACCAUGAUGGUGAAGUGAACUUCCGUGAAUUCAGUCAGUGUAUUGCUGGCUUAGCCAGGGCCUACUACAUAAAGAAGCACGGCAAGGAAAAGUGCAGAGGAAAGGGCAGGGGGUGUCAGGAUAAGUGAACACUCACAUCCUUACACUCCUGAUGCACUAGACUCUUGCCUCCUACAAGGUUCCAAAGUACCUCUCUAUAAUGUGUAAUAAUGUUGCAAACAAUUUUAUAUGCUGUAAGACAGGCACAGUAAAAAUGGUUUGAACAAAUAUAGUGCCAUUUAGUACCAUUUAGUUCAUGUAGUAGGAAAGAUUUCUCAACAGUGUUGUGAAAAAUGUUUGUCCUGCCUAAUGAACAAUAAAAUUUACAUGCAUUUUGCAGUAGUGUAAUCUUUAGCUUUCUGGACAAAAAUAAAAAACCUAUUGUCAUGA